AUGGCUGCAGGAUUGCUGACAACUUGGUCACGGGAUUCAGUGACCUUUGAGGAGGUGGCGGUGGACUUCUCCCAGGAGGAGUGGGCACUGCUGGACCCUGCUCAGAAAAUCCUGUACAGAGAUGUGAUGCUGGAGAACUACAGGAACCUGGCCUCCGUGGGGUAUCCUUUCUGCAAACACAGUCUGAUCAUGGAGGUGGAGCAGGAAGUGCUGGGGACAGAGGAGGGGGCAGUUCUCCAAGGUGCUUAUACAGACUGGGAUAUUCAACUGAAAUCAAAAGAUGGAAUUCCUAUGCAGAAUGUUCCUGGGGAAAAAACUUGCAAUGGCAUAAAAACGGCACCAACUCAACCCGGCAAGAAACCCUUGGAAUUUGAUCAUUGUGGAAAAUUCUUUAGAAAGAACUAUCAUUUUACACAUACAAGAUAUUGUGAGGGAGAGAAAUGCUACAAAUAUAAAGAAUAUGGGAAACACCUUGGCCACACCUCAACUCUUAGCAGUCAUGUAAGUACUCACAGUGGAGAGAAAACUCAUGAGUUUAAUGAUUGUGGCAAAACUUUCAAUGAAGAGGCAUCCCUUAGGAAACACUUAAGGACUCUCAAAGGAGAGAAAUCUCAUGCGUGUAAUCAAUGUCUUAUGUCCUUCAGCUUACACCCUUCCUUUUCAGUACAUGUGCAAAUACCUACUGGAGAGGAACUCUGUGAAUGCUGUGAUCAUGGAGAAAGAGCCUCCCUUGGUGUCCACAAAACAACAUGUACCAUGGAGGAAAGCUCAGAAUGUAAGGAGCACGGGAAAGCGUUCCCCAGCUCCUUGUCCCUUCAGAAAUGUACGAGACCUCAUGCUGGAGAGAAGCCUUAUGAAUGUAGUGACUGUGGGAAAGCCUUCAUUUUUCAGUCUUCCCUUAAAAAGCAUGUGAGAUCUCACACUGGAGAGAAACCUUAUGAGUGUAAUCACUGCGGAAAAUCCUUCAGCCAGAGCUCUCAUCUUAAUGUGCACAAAAGGACUCACACUGGAGAGAAACCCUACGACUGUAAGGAAUGUGGCAAGGCUUUCACUGUUCCUUCAUCCCUUCAGAAGCAUAUGAGAACCCACACUGGAGAGAAGCCCUAUGAAUGCAGUGACUGUGGGAAAGCCUUCAUCGAUCAGUCAUCCCUGAAGAAACACACACGGUCUCACACUGGAGAGAAACCUUACGAGUGUAGUCAGUGUGGAAAAUCCUUCAGCACAGGCUCUUACCUCAUUGUGCACAAGAGAACUCAUACUGGAGAGAAAACCUAUGAGUGUAAAGAAUGUGGGAAGGCCUUUAGGAAUUCCUCGUGCCUCAGGGUACACGUGAGAACUCACACAGGAGAGAAGCCCUAUCAAUGCGUUCAGUGUGGAAAGGCAUUCAGCACCAGCACUAACCUUAUAAUGCACAAGCGAAUACAUACAGGGCAGAAGUAUGAGUGA
Messenger RNA from Neomonachus schauinslandi (Hawaiian monk seal), 1446 nucleotides. Its product is annotated as zinc finger protein 177-like. NCBI's taxonomy places the organism in Eukaryota, Metazoa, Chordata, Mammalia, Carnivora, Phocidae. The record is from RefSeq and is a predicted model, not a curated record. Gene Ontology annotation, biological process: regulation of immune system process; negative regulation of transcription by RNA polymerase II; regulation of cytokine production.